AAAAUAUAAAACCUUAAAAGUUAGGAAAUAUAAUAUGUACAUAGAAGUAUAAUUACACAUAUAUACAAACAUAUCAAGGGAUAAAAAGUUGUUAAAAAGAAUAUUCUCUGUAUCGUAAUUUUUUGUGCGGGAAAAUGACCGAAGAUUUAUUGAUUAAAGAAAAAGGGUUUCGACAGCUCAAUGAAGAACUUGAACAGAAAGCACAUAAUUUAAUGGAAAAAAUAGAUUAUGCUAUAAAUACUUAUAAUAAUGAAUAUUCAGCGUGUGAUCCAAAAACGCACUCGAAUUUCGUAGAAGAAAAUAUAACAGCACAAACAGAAAAUAAUACUCAAAUUUGUAUUAAACGCAAUUCGUCUUUACCAUACAUUUUUAGACAGCUAUCGCCUCCAACAUCAAAAGUAGAAACACAGAAGGAAAUUGUGAAUGAAGCUUCAACGAAAAGAAGCUUGGCAAAUAAAACAGUUAUUAAUUUAUUUAAAAGUAAAAUAGAUAUAUUACAAAAUGAACUACAGACAAUACAAACUGAAUACAAAAAGAAGUGUGAGAUCUGUAAAAAUUUGGAGUCUGAAAAAAACAAACUUGAGGUGAAACUACAGAAUGAAGUGGAAUCAUUAAAAGAGACAGUUACAAAGCUGGAAUGUGCUAAUAAAGAGUUACAAUGCCAAUAUCAAACAAUAAAUGCAGAGAAUUUAAUGAUGAAAAAAGACUUGGAUAAACUUGAGAAAGAAUUAAAAGUAUCAAAUCAACGUGGCAGUAAUUAUAAUACAAGAUUAAAUAGAUCAUUGGAAAUAAAUGAGAAGCUUAAAAGUGCUCUUAGGUGUUCUCAAGCAGAAGAAAAGGAACUUAGAAAUCAAAUUAGAAAAUUGCAAGAUGAUAAAAGACUGACCAUUAACAAUUUGGGAAAACAACUUUCAGAAUUAGUACAAGUAUUAAAAAAACAAAUGUUAAUUAUAGACAAUUUAAAGAAACAAAAUGUAAGUGGUUAUUUUACCUGUUCAUAUAAAAUAUCAAGAAAAUUAUUUUAUCUACUUAUUUUUAUAUUUAUUUAUAACCAAGGCAUGCUUAAUAACAAUUGGACAAUUAAAAUUCACAAAAGAAGAUUUUUCAAGAUUAUUGGAUCAGAAACUUCAAUGCAUAUGAUAAAUUGUAUAUAAAACGUUUAUUGAAUGACUACUACAAUUUAUACAUUGCAAAACUGGAAUAAUUUCAUUUCAUAGCCACACAUUUUGUACAACUCUAUAUUACAGACUGUAUUUUCUAAUGAUAUUCUUCGCAAAAACCUUUUAUCCUAUACAUUACCUGUCAGAUAUUUAAAAAAAAUGUUAAGGUUUGUAUUUUCUAACUCAAGACUUGGUGAAUUCUAAACAAUUUAAUUUAAGAAGUACUUUAAUACCUUGAAUUUGAAGUAAACAAAUUUUGUAUUGUAUUAUAAUCAUAGCAGUUAUUUAUUUAUUCUAUGCACAGUUGUGAUAACAUUCAAAUGAUGAAGAUCUGCAAUACCUCUUAAAGCGAAAUACAAAAAAGUAUAAAUAGUGUUACCAUGGAAAUCAUAUUUUUUUAUGAAAUGUUAUUACUAUUGCAUAUGACGUUUACAAAAACGGUAUGACAUACAAUUUUGAGAAAACGCGUAACUGAUUUCCAUUGUAACUAGCUUGAAUUGGAUAUUUUUAACGAUUAGCUAAAUUUUUAUUUACAUGAAAGUCCUAUUUUGUGCAUAAGAAAGAAAAUUAAUAACGACGAACUUCGAUUAUUAUGUACAAAAAUUUAGAACAUGUUGCUCCGUAAUCGAUAUUCUGCGAGACACUCGUUUCGAUUUUAUGUGUAUAAUAUAUAAUCACAUAUCUAAGAGACAAUGCCAUCUUAACAAAACACAUUGAAAUUUGAAACUUUUGAAGAUUUCAUAAAAUAUCAAUAAGAUGUUCUAAAUCAAAUACAGCAUAGAAUUUAGAAAUUUUAAUUUAUAUUUUAAUCAUAUGUUAUACUUUAAACAAAGUGUUCUGUGUAAUUUCUAUUUAUAUAAGUAAACUAAUAAUUUAAAAAAUAUUAAUUUUAAGUUAAUUAAAUAAUGUCAGACAUUAAAAAUAAAAAGCAAGUAAAAACGAUACGCGUAUUGGUACUCUUGACCAAACGUUAUUUGCACAACCUUUCAACAAUUAGUUUACCUUUUCAAUGCUUGAGUUUGUAAGAUUUUAUCGAAUGAAAUUAUAAAAUUAUUAUAUUUUUAUUUAAUAACAUACAUUAAGUUAAUAGUUUUUUUUUGUUUAUAAUCAAAUAUGAAUACAUUACUCACUCCUGAAAGUUUAUUAUAAUUUACCCCACAUCUUCCAUUAUCCUUCUGUUUUUGAUUAUAUAUAAUAAUUAUCAAUUUGAAAUUUUCAGUUGUUUUACACAUU
Megachile rotundata (alfalfa leafcutting bee) is the source of this 2393-nucleotide messenger RNA. RefSeq lists its product as uncharacterized. Lineage: Eukaryota; Metazoa; Arthropoda; Insecta; Hymenoptera; Megachilidae. The record is from RefSeq and is a predicted model, not a curated record.